This is a messenger RNA of Adineta steineri, 420 nucleotides long. The record is from the annotation of a GenBank genome assembly. Lineage: Eukaryota; Metazoa; Rotifera; Eurotatoria; Adinetida; Adinetidae.
AUGGAAGAUAAUAUAUCGCAUGAUAAUGAUGAUGAUAAUAAUACUGAUUUUUGGGAAACUGAUUAUCAAACUUUCUUUAGAAAUUUUGCGUUUGUUUAUUAUAUACGUCUUUUUAUCUAUGUUGUCAUUUCAAAUCGAAAUUCUAUGAAAAUAAGUGAUGAAAUCAUUGAAGAUGUUGAUUAUUUUCUAAGUGGAAAUUGUAAAAAACGAAAUUGUAAUUUAAAUGAAGUUUUGUUGGAUGUAUAUGCAUAUUGUGAUAAAAAUAAAUAUUCAAAACUUGAUAAAGCAGAACGUCAAAUUGGAUUCUUAAGAUUAUUUGAAUAUCUAAGUGAAAAAAUAUUUUAUUUCAUUAAUGAGAAUAAACAAAGUACAAAACUUGAACAAGUAUAUUUAGUCUAUAAGAAUUUUUAUAGUUAUUAA